Molecule: messenger RNA, 8133 nt
Organism: Biomphalaria glabrata
Lineage: Eukaryota; Metazoa; Mollusca; Gastropoda; Planorbidae
Product: tyrosine-protein phosphatase 99A-like
Exons: 32
Coding region: 528-4514 (1328 amino acids)
Biological process (GO): protein dephosphorylation
Cellular component (GO): membrane
Molecular function (GO): protein tyrosine phosphatase activity; cytokine receptor activity; protein binding
Source: RefSeq, a predicted model, not a curated record
UUGACAAUCCUAUAAACAAAAGUCAUGUGACCGGAAGUUAAUGUAAAGCUACAAUGGUUGCUAAUUUAAGGAAGUUCUAAUCAUAAUGAUUUUAAGGAUAUUAGAUCACACUUUAUCACCUGCUUCUUUUGAUUGAAACCGUUUCAUUACAUGCAUAUAGAUAGAUUUAAUUGUACAUGUUAUAUCUAGAGUGUAGGUCUCUACAAUUUUGAUACUGAUAGUCUUUGAAAAUGAAUCUUGAUUAAAUAUCUAGAUUAUUCUAGAUCUAGAAUCUAGAACUCAGUCUCAGUCAGUGAAACUCAGUCAAAUUCAGUGUCUGUCACAGUCUGAGACUGUCAGGUAUUGACUCAGAGUCUGACUGAGACUCGUUUGAGUUUGAGCACUUGAGUUGAGGUGCAACAGUGAAAAAAAAAUUGGGACACCAUGUCUGUUAAUGGCUUCUGUUAAUUACUAUAUAGCCUUUUCCUAAGUAAAUGGCACUACUUAUGUGCUAAGCAGUAUCAGACAUACCAAUGUGUGUAAUAUAGAUGGCUCACGUGACCAAGAUGACAUUGUACUGGUUUUCCAUUUACUUUAUGUUGUGUAACUUCCCCACUUAUGGUCUCACUUAUUCAACUGUAUAUGAAAUAGUUGGUCACUCGAUUGCCUUGAAGUGUCCAGAGCUUGAUCAAGAUUCUGUUGUUUCUACUGCAAUGUGGAGUAAAGACACAGAACUUGUAGCAAUAAAAGCAGCAAAUGAUAAGUGGAUAAUUCCUCUUAACAAUUCUAGAGCUAAAAUAGAGGAGAAUAAUGCACAAUCAAUACAACUAGUGAUCGAAAACUUAGAGAUGAAAGACACAGCCAUUUAUAAAUGUGAACUAUUUUAUGCUGAUCAAACAGGUUCCAACAAAAACAAUGUAACUAGUACUACAAAGCUUAUUGUCCAAGAUAAACCAGAGAAACCUGGGCAGCCUAUCAUUAAGGAAAUUGGAUCUCGUAAUGUAACAGCCUGGUGGAGUGCUAGUGGCAAUGACAUGAACAGUGCCAUUAUUUCCUAUAAACUUUAUAUAAAACAUUGCACUGACACAGAACAAGUGAAAUCAUGGGAAGUUGGUCCUGACAUUUUUGAAAAGACUGCUUUGGACUUGUCCCCAUAUACCUGUUAUAAAGCCUUUGUUGUAGCUGAGAAUGCUGUAGGUCCAAGUGAUCCAAGUCUUGAAAGCGAUGAGUUUGUUACAUUAGAGGAAGACAGUGUUGAUUAUCAAUUAGUUAUGGACUAUAAAUCAUGUAAACCCUGUGCCAAAAAAUUAUUUAAAAGAGCUCCAUCUGAAGCUCCUUAUAACCUGCAUUCUGCAAAUCAGACAAGCACAGAAAUAUAUUUGGCAUGGGAAGCUCCACCAUCUGGCACAUUGAAUGGGGUGCUGACCGGGUAUCUCAUCAAGUAUGGACUGAAUAAAAAUAAUUUGACAUCUGUGAACAUCACUGACCCUCUAGCUACAAGCUAUGUACUGAAAAAUUUAAAACCUAACUCUAUGUACACUGUCUCCAUAAUGGCACAGAAUAGUAGAGGCACCAGUCCAGAGGUUGAUACCUCUAUACAAACUAAGCCUGGGCCACCUUCUAAGCCUCGUAUCACACAUAUCAACAACAAUUCAGAAAAAUCAUUUAAUGUCAACUGGGAGCCACCAAGAGAAAUCAAUGGUAAAUUAGAAAGAUACAAUUUGGAAUGGACACAUACAACUACAAAUGAGAAAAGAAGUAGAUAUAUUACAGGACAUAUAAUGUAUGAUUCAAUGUCAGCUUUAGUUCAAGAUUUGGAACCAUAUACAAAAUAUAAUUUGAGGGUGGCAGCAGUGUCUGAUGGAGGUGAAGGAGAAUUCAGUGAUGAGUUUCCUGCCUUCACUGACGUAGCGGCCCCCAGUUCACCACUGAACUUCAAUAUGACAGCUCUUGGAUCCAGCAGCUUGUAUUUAUCUUGGUCUCCUCCUGCGAAAUUUUACAAAUCUAUUGAUGGUUACAUAAUUAAAGGCUGGGACCACCGUGGUAAAAUUAUUGAAGAUGUUAUAGAUCUUACCAAAACGAAAGACAUAAGUGGGAAUGGAGCAAGUUACACUCAACACACUCUAAGAAACCUGGCAACAAAUGCAAGAUACAAUUUACGUAUAGCAGCAGUUACUGGCUCAAUAUUUUCCAAGGUGAAUUACACUGGGGACUUCACAGAGGCAAAGUCAGUCACACUCGGCACCUAUAAUGAUGUAGGGAGCGCAGUUAUAAGGGAUUAUAGCAAGGCCAAUGAAGCUAUUGAUGCAGCAGAAGGCAGUUUUCAUCCAGGCUUCAUCGUAGCCAUAGUUUUAGGUGUACUCAUACUUGUCACUCUUGCUGCAUUGCUUGUAGGAUACAGGUUCUACAACUGUCGACGUUUAUAUCAAGCUGCAUAUUUAUACCUGGCAGUGCCUAGCAACAGUCAGCCUACAGCACAGACUAUAAUAACUGUGGAAGAACAUAGUGAAGAGAAACAGUAUCCAGAUAUAGGAGUUGCUGACUUUAUCUCACAUGUGGAACAUAUGCACAUGGACAGUGACAUUGGCUUUUCCCAAGAGUUUGAUGAGAUCAACCGAACAUCUUAUAGUGACAAGUAUCCAUGUGAGAGUUCCAAUAUCAAUGACAAUAGAAGUAAAAAUAGAUACAUCAACAUUGUGGCCUAUGACCAUUCCCGAGUUGUUCUAAAGACAGAGCUGAGUCGGAUCCGCCAGUCGGAUUAUAUCAAUGCUAAUUAUGUAGAUGGAUAUAAAAAACAUAAAGCUUACAUAGCUACUCAAGGCCCACUGCCUCAGACUUUUCCAGAUUUCUGGCGCAUGAUCUGGGAACAGAAUUCAAGUGUCAUUGUCAUGAUAACCAAUUUAAUGGAAAAAGGAAGGAGAAAAUGUGAUCAGUACUGGCCUAAUGAUGGGGCUGAAACCUACGGCCACUUACAUGUGAAGCUGGUAAAUACCAUUCCUCGAGCUCAUUACACAGUUAGGAUAUUCACUCUCAAGAAUCUGAAGGUAAAAAAGCGUCAUUCUAUGAAAGGUGGCCAGGAGAGAACAGUGUUUCACUUCCACUAUACAGAGUGGCCAGACCAUGGGGUACCUGACUACUCACUACCAGUCUUGACUUUUGUACAGAAGUCUGCUGCUCAACGAGGACCUGACCACGGUCCAAUUGUGGUUCAUUGCAGUGCUGGAGUUGGCCGUACAGGUACUUAUAUUUUGAUAGACAGUAUGAUCGCUCAGAUUGAGGACAGGAAAAGUAUUAAUAUUCCUGGUUUCACACAACUAAUUCGUAGACAGAGAAACUUUUUAGUACAAACUGAGGACCAAUAUAUAUUUAUUCAUGAGCUGUUGGUUGAAUAUCUUUUGGGUAAUGGCAGCACAGAAGUGAAAGAGGAAGCACUCUCAGAUUAUCUUAUUCUAUUGGAUCAACCAGUCUCAAAUCAAGUAUUACCUGCCAUCACAAGUAGUACAUUACUAGAUAGACAGUAUCAGCUGAUCACAGACUACACCCCCAAUGAAUUGGACCAAUCUGCUGCCUUAAAGCCAGUCAACUUGGGAAAGAACCGAGUUGGAAGCUUACUUCCUGUCAACUUGAAGAGAGUUUUGUUGUCAGCUCGUCCAGGUGUGGAAGGUUCUGAUUAUAUCAAUGCUACAUACUUACAAGGUUAUAAAAAGUCUUCAGAGUUCAUUGUGACCCAGCAUCCUACAGAUGAUACAACUGAAGAUUUUUGGAGGAUGGUUUGGGAUAAAAAUAGUCCUGUUAUUGUUGUAAUCUCACCAAUUGAUGAAAUAGAAUACAAAGAGUUUUGGCCCUCUAAAGGCAGCAGUAUUGAAAUAGAUUCUGGAAAUUUUCGCUUAGCUAUGAAAGAUGAACCUAUUGUUGAUGAAGAACAAGGUUUUGUGACUACUGAAUUUAUUUUGGAUUCCAUUCAGUACGACUACACACUGCUGACCAGAAUCAUUCUUGUCAAAAACUGGCCUCAAGGCUACACAACAGAUCUGCACAAAAUUUUUAAUGUCAUUUCUGCUGCUCAGAGUUAUGUCAACUCCCUAGAAUGUGGGCCACUUGUUGUAGUUGACAGGUUUGGCUCAGUUGAAGCAGGAACUUUUUGUGCUCUGUGGACUCUGAGAGAUCAAAUAAUAUCUGAGAAAUGUGCUGAUUUCUAUCAAGUCUGUAAGCUGUACCAUUUUAAAAGACCGGGAAUUAUUGGAACAAAGGAGAAUUACCUUUUCCUUCACCAAGUUCUUGCUGCAUACUGUCAACAUUUUCAAGAUGAUCCAGUCCCUAACAGUUCAUCUCCUCGACAUCAUCACAUUUCAUUGCAUCAUGGCUCUACUAGAAGUAAAAAUGGAACACUUCCCCGUGCCAAUGCAAACAAUGGCAACAAUGUCCAUAACAGCAACACCCUGCCUCGCUCGAGUGCUCAGAUGGGAAGGAGCUACAGUGGGGACAGUAUGAGUGGCCCAAUUAUUGACUCUCCUAAACUUGAAACUAAUAUCUGAAGCAGUUCUAAACGAUUAGUGAGUUCACAGCUAAAAACGUCUGAUCCUAGAAAUGUAAGCUGUUUAUACAUUUGAUGAUGACUGCAUCACAAGCUGGGAGUUUGAUCACAAGUAGUUUUUCAAGCUUUAUGAACAGUUUGGUACUUGACAUUGACAUUAUUUCUGAUACAGAGGAUCUGAUAGCAUUCAGGAUUUCAAACAUGUGAUUAUAGUGAGCAUGAACUGUAAAAAAGAGCUUUAAAGAGAUCAUAUCUUUGGUUUGAACUUUGUACCCUUAUCUGCUGUUUCCAUCACUUGAAGUAUCAUUCUAAACAUAUGUGAAAAAUUUCCUUAUGGAUAAAAAGAAAGAACUCCUACAACAAGGAAAAAAAUGUUAGAUGAUUUAUUUCAUUGUUGUGAAAUUUACUAGAAUUUCUCUCUAUGAUCAAUCAUUGUUUUAAAAGUGAGAAAGUGAAAUGAAUGAUUGCUUCUUACGGAGGCUGUGAUUUUUUUUUUUUUUUAUCCUAUAGGAAAUUAGUUUUUAACUUAGUGACAAAAGAAUAAUGCCAUAUAUAAACUUGAAAAGUGUUUGUUGAAGUCAAAAUUUUGACAAUAAUCCACUUUUAUCACUAAAAUUAUGCAAAUUGUGUCAUUGAAAGGAAAAAUUUAAUAUGUUUGAUGAUUUUUAAAUGUUAAUUUGUGGUAAGAAUAUUUUUUUGAGAUUUGGGAAAUUGUGCAAUAUAUUCUUUUGUCAAAACUUGAAACAUAGCUUUUUUUCUUUCAUUAUGAGUGCUCAAUUUUUGAGACUAACACAACUAGAAACAAAAAUAAUAAUUGAAAUCUCUUUUUUUUUUAAUCUUUUAAAAAAAAUAUUAGAUCUUGUACAGACGCUGUAUGCUACUUUUAGUGUGAAAUUUAAAUGUUACUAGCAACCCAAGCAUGUUCCUUCCAUUUUGAUUUCAUUCUAAAGAAGUGUUUUCUAAUUAUUCAUGUUGCAAACUUUUUUUUUAACUUGUCAUACAAUUACAGUGACUCCCCACCCUAAAGCAUUUGUCAAUACUUUUAAAUAAAUGCACGGAAAAUCUUAGCGAUCAUACAUGUUGUCAAAUAUUUUGAGUUGGGAAUCACUGCACAAUAUUGUUUAAAAUCUCAAGCAUUAUGGCAGUUUAUUAUUAGCAUAUCAUAGAUAUUGUGUAGACAUUGUCAGGUCUUCUUUUAACAAAAAUAUUGACUAGACUUCAGCAUUACAAGGUGUUAUUUGACUCAAUAUUGAAUGCAGUACCAUAAUAUAAGCUAACAACAUUUAAAUUUUUUUAAAAAUUAACUUUUGUCAGAAAUACUAUUUAAAAGAUUCAGUCCAUCAUUUAAUCAGUCAAAAUAUUUUAGGCUUAUUUAAAAUUCUUUGUCUAAGAAUGUUAUCUCAGACUAUUAGAAAGGCUAAAAUAAUAAUGUUUAUUUUCAGAAGCAAAAAAAAAAAUUGUGUAUGUGCAUUUUCUCAAAAUAUUCCAUUGAAUUCUGUUGAGUUUGAACUAGAGAAACAAUUUACAAGUAACAAGCAACUUUAAACUAUGUUGUUACAUUGGUGUAGUUUUUGUGUCUUUUGUUUAAUUUUCUCAUGAUAUUUACAAAAUCAUUUUACUUUCAAUAUACAUGAUGGUAUUUAAAUAUUUUUCACUCUUUUGUAUGUAUGUAAAUAUAUUAAGAUGAUGCUCAUAAUUACCUUCAUAAGAAUGUUGUUUUGAAAGUAUUUUCAACAAAUUGAUUUGGGCAUAUGCAAAUUGCAGUUAGUUUCAGUGUCUAGACUUAUUAGAUCUACACAGUCAUGGGGAAAACUUUUUUUAAUCACUUUUGUAAAUUAAACAAAACAAAUAACAUUUAAGUAAUUGUAUAUCUGCAUUGAUGAAGCCUUACUGUUAACGAAAAAAAUGUAAAUAUUUUUUUUUACAACUAGAACAAUUUACUGCUUCUGUGUAUUCAAAAGUACUCACAAUACUAAAAGGAAAAUGAUAAUGAAGAUGUCCAAAUAUUUUGAGUGCAGCUGUUUAUAGAUAGUUUUAAUUUUUUAUUAUGACAAGUCUAGCAACUUCAUCUUUGACCCUUCAUAUUUUGUAGUGUAGAUACAUGUACUGUAGUGUGUCAUAUCAGGCUGCACAAAUCUGAUCAUGGGACCAGAUUUAGUGUUGACCUUUCAGGUUGUUAUUUUUUUUAGUUAUGUUUUUUGUUUUUGGUUUAUAGUUUUUAUAAAUCAAACAUAUAAAGAAUUUAGUUGAACCUAUUGAGCAACAUAUAUAUAUGUAUGUAUGUUUCAUUACAUUUUUUUUACAAAGUUGUUAAUGGCAAAGUUGUUUUUUUCUAAGUAUUGUAUUGUUUAACUGUAUCUUUAUAUACUAUUUUGUAUUAUGAAAUUGACAUUGACUGUUCAUUUAUGUGUAGGCCUAUUUAUUUAUUUACUGUAACAUUUAGUUAAAAGACAGUAACUUAACUUUUAAAUACUUUUUUUUUAUUUAAAAAAAAGCAACUAUUUGAUAGUUGACAUUCAUUUGGAUUUUUCUUAAUGAUAUUUUUGCAAAUUGCAUUUCCACUAAAUUCUUAUGCUCUGCCUUUAUUUUUCUUUGGCAAGAUGUGAGUAUAUUUUUUUUCUAUUUCUAUUUUUUUUUGUAUGGUUGUGUUCCUGUAAGAAUGAUAUCAAAUCUUAAGGAAAUGACAUGUUGUUGUGGCAUUGUUUCACUAUACACUUUGUGCUUACUUUUUGCCAAAUAUGUGAAAUGGAGUUUAUUGAACAAGAUCACUUAUUUGUUGCAUCUUGUCCCAAACAUAAUCAUGUUUUUUUGUUUUUUUUUUAAGGCAGUCAAUCUGCAGUUUCUGAAUUGGCUGCUUUAUGAUCAUUGUGUGUGUCACAAAUAGACCAUUUAUCACAUUGCUCAUCAAAACUGAAAUUAGUGACUGAUAUUUUGUUGUACGUGUUGGUACUAUAGAUGACACCCGUACAACUGUUUCACUUUGUAUUUCUUAGUUUAAGCUUACUGAAAAUGAUAUAUAUAUAUAAAUGCUGAGAAAAAAACUUGUUGUUACUUAAAUAGAAAUAUUAGUGUCCAUGUUGUUUCUUUACAACUGCCUCCCCCUCCCUCUCCAAUAGGUCAAGAGUUGAAAUCUGUAGUGCAUAAAUAUAGUUCAGAUCUUCAAGAAGAUGCAAUAAUCUGUAUUGCAGGUGUGAGACUCAACAGUGUAUGAAUAGGAUGUCUUAGCUGUAGUAGUGCACUUGGCUAUUAAACCCAUAGUUAUGUGUUCACAUCCAAAUGGGGAUUUGUGGCUUAGCAGAGUCAAACCAGUUUACUUGAUAAAUGAGUUAGAAAAUAGUCAAUCCUUUUGUCCACCCAAUGCCUGUACCUAGUAUAACCAUUGAUCUCUUGUUCACUAGACUCAUGAAGCAUCAUAUAUGUACUGAAAAGGACCAAGCUUAAGUAAGAGCACUUUAGAAAAAGGACAGUAUAUCAAUUGUUUAUGCAUUUUUUUUCAUAUAACUUCAAAAUAAUAAUAGUUAUUCAAAUUUGCCUGUAAAGAAUCUUUUUAAAUGGGAAACAAAUAUGCAUUGUAGUUGGGUUUUUUUAUUUAUACCAAUAUUUAUCUGUACCUUUUUUUU